Messenger RNA from Symbiodinium natans, 3132 nucleotides. The record is from the annotation of a GenBank genome assembly. Lineage: Eukaryota; Dinophyceae; Suessiales; Symbiodiniaceae.
AUGCUCCAUGCAGUGGCUCUGUCGGGCAAUGUCCUCGCUUCCUGGGAUCACGAUGCCUUAUGCUCAUUGGCUCCAGAAGGUGAACGCCUGGCCGAAGCGAUUAAAAAGCAAUUGCAGCCACUGAUCGGUGCAUCGCCUUUCCAGCAGCGUCUGUACCUUCACGGUGAGGAGGUGCUUGAGAUCACUCCACCAUACUCGAGCUUGCUUGAAGAGGAGCUGCAGGUCGUCUUGUUGCCACUGCGGCGAGAUGCCUCUGCAGACCUUCGUUUGCAUUCUGCCGCAGGUGACGUUGUCAAGAUCAAGCAAUUGCUGCGGGAACCUCAAGCCCCUGAUCCUGUGGGGCAGUGUGAGUUCACACCGCUGCAGCUAGCUGCACGCUACGGCCACCUGGAGGUUGUUUGCAUGCUCUUGGCUGCGGGCGCUGACAAAGACCGGCAAGGACUAGCCGAGACAACGCCUUUGUUGGAGGCCGUCGACAACCAGCAUUUGGAGGUGGCACGCCACUUGGUGGAGAUUCGCGCGGACGUCGGCAAAGCUGGCCUCGGGGGUACUACACCCUUGCUUGUCGCCGUGGAACGGGGCGAUCUGCAGGCAGCGCAGCUGUUGAUCAAGGCUGGGGCUGACAAAGAUCAGCCGGAUGCAGGUGGUUUGACACCGCUACAUGCUGCAUGUGCUCAGCUGGAUAUGGUUCAGUUUCUGCUCAGCGUCACGGCAGACCAGAACGUGCAAGAGUCGAACGGAAAAACACCACUGCGAAUCGCAGCUGGCAUUGGCUGCGCAGAUGUGGUGCAGUGCCUUGUGCUCUCCGGUGCGGACAAAGACAGGUCUGAUGCUCUGCUGGUAACGCCCCUUUGGGCAGCUGCGCGGAAUGGCAGGACCGUGGUUGUUGAACAUUUGCUGAACGCAAGGGCUGAUCAGAACCAGGCUGACAUCGAUGGGGAAACACCAUUACGUGCUGCCGCUGAGCACGGCCACAUGGAAGUCGUCACGCGGUUGCUGGAUGGACGUGCAGACUUAAACAAACCUGAUAUUGAUGGAAAGACCCCCUUGCUGUCUGCGGCCCAUGCCGGACAGUUGGCAGUGGUUGAAGCUUUGCUGAAGUCGCGCGGAUUUGUGGACGUCACUGACUCAGAAGGGCGGACGCCCUUGAUGGCAGCUGCUGAGCUUGGCUUUGUGGAUGUGGUUCGCAGCCUUUUGGAGGAAGCGGCUGAUGUGAACCGUUGUCGAGCUGAUGGUGCGACACCGGCCAAGUUGGCUGCCAGCAGAGGAGAGUUGGAUGUUUUACGGCUUCUACACGUCAAAGGUGCAGUCUUGGGCCUGGCAGACCUCGAAGGUGUCACGCCUCUCUGGGCUGCUGCCAGCUGUGGGAAGCUGACGGUUGUUCAGUAUCUGCUGGACCAGGACGCUGAUGCGACAGUCCUGAAUAGACGCGGGCAGAGCUGCUUGCAAGCUGCCUCUCAACGUUGUCACUCACAGGUGGUGUCGCUUCUGAAGACCUUGAGCCACCAGAGCAAGCGCCGAAAAGUUGGCGAGGACGCUUCUGUGAAUGAUGUGCAUGAUAGCGGCACUGUGGCACAUUGUGCUGCAAACCCAAGUGGCCCUCCACGUCCGCCCUCAGCUGUGCCAAGCUGCUGUGAGCUCUUCAUCAGCGCAGAUGGUCGGCCCAUGGUCUCGGUCGCCGGUUCCGGCCUUGGAGAUUCGGAGUGCGAAGAGAAGUGCACAGUGUCUCUGUGGACUCCGAUGUUUCAGGGGCUGAGCUGCAGCGUCACGCCGAGGACGGGGUCGCAGACCCUCAGGGAAGCAGGCGUCUGUGAUGGCGAUGAGCUCAGCGCGGUCGCAGGAAACGCUCCUGACAGAGGGCCCAGCGCAAGGUUCAUGUCCGCGUUUGCUUUGAUUCGCAGCGAUGGCAGCGUGGUUUCUUGGGGUGACAGAGCUUGUGGAGGUGACUCCUGCCCGGUAGAGGAUCAGCUCGUCGCGGUCACACAGAUUCAGACCUCGUCAUCCGCCUUCGCAGCCUUGCGCCGGGAUGGUUCGGUGGUGUCCUGGGGCAACCCGAGGACGGGCGGAAACAGCAGCGCCGUGCACAAACAGCUGGUGAAGGUGAAAGAGCUACACGCCUCUGCGUGUGCCUUCGCCGCACUGCGCAAGGACGGAAGCGUCGUGACGUGGGGCAUCGACCAGUCAGGAGGGAACAGCGCGGCCGUGCAAUCUCAACUCGUGCAGGUGAAGGACCUUUGUGCAUCGACCUUCGCCUUCGCGGCUUUGCGGGAGGAUGGUAAGGUGGUGACCUGGGGCUCCAGCAGUGUGGGUGGCGACAGCAGCUCUGUGCGAGAGCAGCUGACAAGCGUCCGCCAGCUGUUUGGAUUCGCCAAUGGCUUUGCUGCAAUCCGGACAGAUGGCCAUCCCGUCGUGUGGGGUGAUUUGCCAUCUGGCCGAGACGGCACCAAACUACAGCGGGAGCUGCAUGACGUGCGCUGUGUGUACGCAACGGAUUCAGCUUGCGCUGCCUUGCGGGCAGAUGGGCGCGUUAUCACCUGGGGCAGCAUGGGACAAAGCCUUCCACCUCAUGGGCAGCUCGUUCAUGUCCGGCAAAUAUGCACCACUCGUUCAGCAUUUGCCGCUGUCCGAGAUGAUGGCAGCGUGGUAGCUUGGGGACGUUCUGAUGGAGGUGGAGACUGCAGAUCUGUCGAGGACCAGCUUUUCGAAGUCAAGCAGCUGGCGUCGACGGACUCCGCUUUUGCUGCGCUGCGGGCCGACGGUUCGGUCAUUGCAUGGGGCGACGCCAAAGGUGGUGGGGAUUGCGCGCCGGUGAAGCAGCGACUCCAAGGUAUUCGGCACGUGUCUGCGACAUCUGCAGCCUUCUGCGCCCUCGCUGUGGAUGGCGCCCCUGUGGCUUGGGGUGAUGUAGCACGUGGUGGCCAACUACCCAUGGAGAUGCUACACGACGUGGAGCAGAUUUUCGCUGCGUCGUCCGCCUUCGCAGCCUUGCGAAGAGAUGGUUCAGUUGUCGCCUGGGGCGAGGCAAAGAACGGCGGCGACUGCAGCCAUGCCUUUCGCCUGAGGGACGUGACCCCGUUGCAUGUCAGCGGCGAGGUCUUCGCUCGAGUGUCUCCGUUGGCACUGCAAGAGUGA